AUGGGCAAUAUCUUUGGAAACCUUCUGAAGAGCCUAAUUGGGAAGAAGGAGAUGCGCAUCCUAAUGGUGGGCCUGGAUGCUGCAGGGAAGACCACCAUCCUGUACAAGCUAAAAUUGGGAGAGAUUGUCACCACCAUUCCUACCAUCGGGUUUAAUGUGGAAACCGUGGAAUAUAAGAAUAUCAGCUUCACAGUAUGGGAUGUAGGUGGCCAGGACAAGAUUCGACCCCUCUGGAGACACUACUUCCAGAACACCCAAGGCUUGAUAUUUGUGGUUGAUAGCAAUGACCGGGAACGGGUAAAUGAGGCCCGAGAGGAGCUGAUGAGGAUGCUGGCAGAGGACGAGCUCCGGGAUGCUGUGCUGCUCGUGUUUGCAAACAAACAGGAUUUGCCGAAUGCUAUGAACGCUGCCGAAAUCACAGACAAGCUGGGGCUGCAUUCUCUGCGUCACCGCAAUUGGUACAUUCAGGCCACCUGUGCUACCAGCGGGGACGGGCUGUAUGAAGGCUUGGACUGGCUGGCCAAUCAGCUCAAAAACAAGAAGUGAGAGCCAGGCAGCCCUUCUGACUACCCCACCCACUCCUGACACAUACCUGUUGUCUCCCUACCCCAGUCUACCCUCUCAUUCCUCUUGAAAGUGUGGUUGAGGUCCUGGGUAUCAUGUCUCCAUGCCCAGAAAGAGCCUUGCCUCCUGUGCUUCCCUUCCUCCUUCCCUGUCCUGACAUGGUCAGUCCCCAGCUGCUGUCCUGAUGAUGAGUCAUUCCAAUUUACUGGAUUUAAAACAACUGAGGCUGUUAUGGUUUCAUGGGGUGGUCUCCCUGUUGGGCUUCAGGAGGAAGAGUGGGGGUGUUCUCUCUGUUUGCUGUUUGGCACUGGUUGCUGUGCCCUUGGCAUCUGAGCCCCUUCCCUGUCUCCCUGGCCACUCUCCUCCCUGUCUUCCUUUCCUUCUACACCCUUUCCUAUUCUACAUGGAAAUUGCACGGGCCUCUCUGUGUGUGCGUGCAUGUGUGCGCCUGUAUAUACGUGUAUAAAGAGAUAUAUAUGUGGGUGUAGGGGGGAGGGAACGGAGUGCAGCUCAGGACUUGCAGCCAGGACACUGCCCAGUGCCACCUAUCAUCUGCCCCUUCUGUGUGGUGAGAUAAAGGGGAAAAUGUGGGUGGGUCCCAUUGCUUUCCUCUCUGCAGGUGGUGUUCCUGGAUGUUAGGACAGAUGGUGGACUCUGCAGCCGUCUUCCUUACAUUUCUUCUCCACCCUUAUGAUCAUAAGAAAUGGCAUUUAUCUCUAGAUGACUGUUCCUAAGGAUUAGAUGCCAUUCUACACUGCCUCAUUGGUAGGGAGGAGAGAGGAACCCACUCACUUUUCAUCAGUCCAGAGUGUUCUAUUGGUCCUCCUCCACUUAUAAGUUCUACUCCCCAGGAGCUCAGAGGGAGGUGGGUUGGUGGAACCUGCAUGUCAAAGGGUGGAGUUUGGUCUGUUUUCCAUCUUGUUCUUGUUACUAAGAGAAGGUAAGGCAUGGAGCAGCCCUGCUUCUGCCGUGUUAUACCUUCCUCAGUCUUCUGAUCUUGGGGUCUGGGUGGCUCCCUCUGUCCUAUGUCAGAUUUUCUCACCUAGUAGUCUGCUGGUCUGCUGAGGACUGACCAGGUGAUGUAACGAGAAGCCACGGAGUGGGGGGUAACAGAGCAGACCUCAUUGUCAACCCCCUAUGUGUGCUCCAGUCUCUUUUUAGUGCAGGACCAGAUAGAAGGUGAUUGUCUGCUGUUUGCGGGCCUCAGACAGUCCUUGCUGCCAUCUCCCCUCCUUCCUGGCAGCUUUCGUCAGCUCUCCCACUCUUUCCCCGAAUAGGUCUAGGUGGUUGGAGUGGAGGGAACGGGACCCUGUGUGGCUGGUGCUGGGACAGUGAUCUUCAGGGCCCUGCCUCCGUUCUUCUAUGGUUGUUCAGGUGCUGCUGCGGGUGGGUCUACAGAGGGCGCUUGUUCCUGAGGCUCUGACCUGGCUCAUGAUACAGUCAUUGCAGUGAAGCUGUGGCUGCUCUGUGGGCUCCUGUGUGUGCUGGCUGCGCCCUGAGCUCCCAACCAUCGGCCAUAACCUCCCUGCUAAGGUCAGGACACUGGGCCCUCUGCAGCAUGGCUGAGGAAGACUUCCCAGAAGGGCUGUUGAGUUCCCCUUUGGCCAGGGUUCCUGCCAGCUCUGUACAGCAGGCAGGUCAGUUCCCCAGCCUACCCCAGCUGAAUUGUGAGAGGUCCCAGGGUGUCCCUCAGUGGUGUGUGUGUGUGUGUGUGUGUGUGUGUGUGUGUGUGUGUGUGUGUGUGUGUGUAUGGGGGGGUGCUGGGAGUUCUGUUUCAUUUUAAAAUGAAUUACUCUCACUCCAGACACUACCCUCCACACUUUCUUUGCUGUUCCGUUUUUUCUCACCUCUUUUGCCACUCUAUGAACUCUGCUUUGCCUUCUCAGUUCAUUCACCAUUGUUGCCUGUCUAGUUUUCUUUUCCUCGUUUUUUGUCUUCUAUUUGAUUUUCUGUUCUAUCUUUGUGAUUGGUGAGGACUUUGCCUCUUUCUCUGCCACGCUUUCUGACCUUCCUUCUUAGAUGCUAGUUCCAAAUAGGUUUUGUAUAUUACAGGCUUCUUCCACUCCUCAACCCACUCUCCCAGCAUCUUGUUUUUAUCAGCCUCCUGGGACCAACCUGAGGCAGAGCAGGCUGAAACAGCCUUGGAUGUUGCCUUGGUGCUGCUCCAGAUAUUGUCCAGCAGGGGGCAGUAACACCUUGGUAGCAUCGUUGGCUCCUGGGGGGCAGGGGUACUUUCUGUAUUCCCAUUCACCUAACAGGUCUUUGGGGGUUGGAAGUUCUAUUCCAUUUCUGUAAACGCCCUCUCCUGCCUUUCCCAAGUUGGUUUAAUUUUUGAUCUUCCUUGUUCCAGCUUUCUGGGGAUUCCCCCUUCCCUUCACCUCCAAAGUUUGUGAUGUUACAGUGGUAUCUGCAGUUAGGAAGUGGGUUUUUUCUUUUUCCUUUCUCUGGAAUGUAGACUGUAUGUGUUUAAUAACUCACCUUCUCUAUCCUUGCUCAAAAAUGUGGGAUAAUGCAAUGACUGUGACCCUGGUUGGCAAUUAAACUUGUCUCAUGCA
Molecule: messenger RNA, 3119 nt
Organism: Phodopus roborovskii (desert hamster)
Lineage: Eukaryota; Metazoa; Chordata; Mammalia; Rodentia; Cricetidae
Gene: Arf3
Product: ADP ribosylation factor 3
Exons: 4
Coding region: 1-546 (181 amino acids)
Biological process (GO): intracellular protein transport; vesicle-mediated transport
Cellular component (GO): cytoplasm; plasma membrane
Molecular function (GO): GTPase activity; GTP binding
Source: RefSeq, a predicted model, not a curated record